AUGAUAACAUUGAAAAAUGAUCCAAAUGACAAAAAGAUAACGAGGGAAACUAGCGCACGCAUCCUCACGCACCAGCCACCGAUCCCGGGUGAGACAAUGGGCACGAGUUUUAUUGCAAUAUCCCGGCAGUUUUAUGUUGCAACAGCCGUGCCCCUGCGUCCGUGCCUCUCAGUCCAUCCCCCUGCAGUCGUGCCCUGCGUCCGUACCUCCCAGUCCAUCCCCCUGCGUCCGUACCUCUCAGUCCAUCCCCCUGCAGUCGUGCCCCUGCGUCCGUACCUCCCAGUCCAUCCCCCUGCGUCCGUACCUCUCAGUCCAUCCCCUUGCAGUCGUGCCCCUGCGUCCGUACCUCCCAGUCCAUCCCCCUGCGUCCGUACCUCUCAGUCCAUCCCCCUGCAGUCGUGCCCCUGCGUCCGUACCUCCCAGUUCCCAUCCCCCUGCGUCCGUACCUCCCAGUCCAUCCCCUGUCCACUCUCAGUCCAUCCCCCUGCAGCCGUGCCCCUGCGUCCGUACCUCUCAGUCCAUCCCCCUUCAGUCGUGCCCCUGCGUCCGUACCUCCCAGUCCAUCCCCCUGCGUCCGUACCUCCCAGUCCAUCCCCCUGCGUCCGUACCUCCAGUCCAUCCCCCUGCAGCCGUGCCCCUGCGUCGUACCUCCCAGUCCAUCCCCCUGCGUCCGUACCUCCCAGUCCAUCCCCCUGCGUCACUCUCCAGUCGCAGCCGUGCCCCUGCGUCCGUACCUCCCAGUUCAUCGCCGUGCCCCUGCGUCCCGUACCUCUCAGUUCCAUGCCCCUGCAGCCGUGCCCCUGCGUCCGUACCUCUCAGUCUAUGCCCCUGCAGCCGUGCCCCUGCGUCCGUACCUCCCAGUCCAUCCCCCUGCAGCCGUGCCCGCGCGUCCGUGCUUCCCGCCCAAAAAUGCAAGCGCCCAUAAAGCAUGCAGAUUCGGGGGACGCGGCCCGACGAGUCACUUAA
This is a messenger RNA of Penaeus vannamei (Pacific white shrimp), 966 nucleotides long. NCBI's taxonomy places the organism in Eukaryota, Metazoa, Arthropoda, Malacostraca, Decapoda, Penaeidae. The record is from RefSeq and is a predicted model, not a curated record.